Molecule: messenger RNA, 2746 nt
Organism: Paramisgurnus dabryanus
Lineage: Eukaryota; Metazoa; Chordata; Actinopteri; Cypriniformes; Cobitidae
Gene: atxn10
Product: ataxin 10
Biological process (GO): neuron projection development
Cellular component (GO): cytosol
Source: RefSeq, a predicted model, not a curated record
UGUGUUGACAGCGUACUGCGGUGAGAUGAUGCAGAGCAUAAACCCCGCGUUGACUGAAAUAUCCCGAGAAAAACUAACAAACACGCAUCUCACAACUUUACAGGAUUGGACAAAAGCUUUGCGGGAUGACGCGUUCAGAGCUAGUGUCCAUGAAGAUGUUAUUAAAAAUCUCUAUGCAGUGCUUUCAAGACUGUCCGUGGAGAUUCAGAGCUUGAAUGAUGUUGUAGAUCCACAGGAGGAAAGUCUGUCACUCCUCCUUAAGCUCACCACAGAGUGUUUCAGAGCACAAAGAAAUGCCUGUGUGCAGUGCACUCCAAUUCAGUGCACACUAAGAGAUCAAGGAUCUAUCAAGUUGUCUUUUGAGAUUUUGUGUAAACUCAUUAAGCUUUCAUCAGGAGGGUCAAAUAACGUUUAUGAUGCGAUCCGAUGCGGUAUUCAGUUUCUUGGUAACAUCGCUGUUGGAAACCAGCUCUGUAAAGAUGACAUCUGGAAGCUCGGUUUUCCGCACAUCUUUUGGAACCUGUUGGACCUCCCAGAUGAGAAAGUUGUCUCGUACACAUGCAUGGUGCUUCACACUUGCCUCGAUGAACACAAGACAGAACAGCUCGCUCAAGAUGCCCAGCAGCUUAAAGUGUCUCGGAAGAUCAUGGAUUUGUGCAGGAGUUUGCCUGAUGUGGACUGGACGGUCCUGAUUGCCACACAACAUUUCCUCAAGUCAUCACAGCUCAUUAUCAAGAUGUACACUGAAAUGACCAAUGAAGAAAGGCUUACACUAUUGGAGCUGAUGUUAGCACAUCUUGAUGUGGGUGAGGAGGAGAAAGACUCUUUAAUUCCUCUGAGUCUAGCUGAGUUCCUGGCCUCCUGCUUUACUGAUCACUGUAAAGCUGUUCUUAGUCUGACCUCUGAAUCUUCAGCCGAUGACCAGGCUGCCAUGGUCGUGAGCAGACUCUUGGACAUCCUUUGUGAGAUGACCUCGGACCAGAAAAAGUUCAUGGCUUUACAGGAUCGCUCUGACCUUUUGAGCUCAACAGUCGAUCUCUUAAAAGAGGUCCAUAUACUGGGCAAAACAAGUAAAAAUGUGUUCACCGCAGCACACGAUUUCUCCUUGACGAGGACAGAGGGCGCCGGCACCAACACCAACCCUUACCUCAGUUUCAAAUCUCAUCUCAUUCGACUCAUCGGGAAUCUCUGUCAUGGCCACAGUCUCAACCAGGACAAGGUUCGAGAACUGGAUGGUAUCGCGCUUAUUCUGGACAACUGUAGCAUUGAUAGCAACAACCCUUUCAUAAGCCAAUGGGCCGUGUUUGCCAUCCGGAACAUUCUGGAAAAUAACCCAGAGAAUCAGAAGCUGAUUCAAGGCCUUCGAAGCCAAGGUGUGGCAGAUGACACAAUACUCAGAGAGAUGGGCUUCAGAGUGGAGGAAAGGGAUGGCAGUCUUCUACUCAGGCCUUUAAAGAAAGACCCAUAGUUCCCCAUCCCCGCGCUCCUCUUUGCUGUGUUAUAUAUGCUACGGAGAUGGCUUAAAAACACUCACAGAACAACACCGGGGUCAUUUUAAUUAUCCAAUCAUUGGUUGGGAGCACAAGGGGCUGGUGUGAGCUUUUGUGUUGGUCCACGCCAAGAGGAGCUUAUCUUAGAAGGAACCAUGCUGAUAUCUGUGAUGCAUUUAGGGGUCUUUGAUUGCAGCCCCCCAUGUGGGAUUCAAAUCCAAUGAAACAAGCAGAACCAUGUCUUCCUGGCUUUUCACACACUAAAGAGACUGGUGACCAACAGGGAGUAAAGGUUAAUCCCUAAUUCAAACCAUGCGCCCUCUGGAUCUGUGCAUGUAAAGUUCGCCUCUCAUACCCACGAGACUUCGCUUUAAAUAUCCUCGAAUCCCCGAAAUGCAAAUCCCGUCAUCAUUUACUCAUCCACAAAGCCUGUAUGGUGUAACAGGACAAUGUUAGUUCUUGGUCACCAUACUCUUUCAUUGCAUGAAUCAUAUGAUCAUAACAUCACACGGUUUUGGAACAACAUACUUUAAGCAAAGCAUCUUGGUAAGUGGCGAUUACAGUGGUUUGGAUGCCUUUGCUUCCUGUUCGACCUAAUCUACACAGGAAACUCUCAAAGGCUGAGCAGACACCAGUCAUCAUUUUUUUUCUCUCAUUCCCAUACCUCUCGAUUUCGUACCCAUCUAGUUCGGUUUGUCGCAAGUGAAUCAGACCAGAAGUAUUAGCUUGCAGAAUCACACAUCGGCCCAUCCCUUCCUGGAAUGAGCUGAGUGGUCCGCACCCCUUCCAUUAAUGCCCCUCUUUGGAGGCCUCCGCUUUCCCCGCCACACCCUGUUUUCUCUGCCUCAUAUUUUUUAAUGACAAAAUGUUUGCAUGAAACAAUCGAGGUUGACUUUACUCACAAUCCGUUGUAUAGUGUGGGAGCUUACACGGUUCCGGUACCCAGCAGUUCAGACGGCUAACAAAACAGGUCCCAUUUACUUCUGCUCUGAUGGCUGCCUGCAAUGCUUUUCACACACAGGAAAAAGACCAGAGGGGCAGAGAGCAUAUACGGUGUCCCAAUAAAUGAGCCAGGUCAAGCCUAUUCAAAUUUAGGCAGGAGUAGGCUCUGGAGAUUUCAAUAUAUAUAAAAAAAAUAUUUAGGAGAGAUCAAUUGUUGACGUACCUUUGAUAUCCAUGCACCUGUACAUGUUUAAUUGAACGCAUAUGCUGUUGUUAUUAAAUGCGAUGUUGUAAUAAGAUGCAUGUAAAUGUUA